GGCGUGGGUGAUGGAGGAGGAAGAAGGGUUGAGGGUGGUCGGCUAUGGUGGACGGGCGUGGGUGCCGGAGGAGGAAGAAGGGUUGAGGGCGGUUGGCUAUGGUGGACGGGUGUGGGUGAUGGAGGAGGGAGAAGGUUUGGAGGUGGUCGGCUAUGGCAGACGGGUGUGGGUGAUGGAGGAAGAAGAAGGGCUCGAGGUGGUCGGCUAUGGUGGACGGGUGUGGGUGAUGGAGGAAGAAGACGGGUUGGAGGUGGUCGACUAUGGUGGACGAGUGUGGGUGAAGGAGGAGGAAGGAAAGUUGGAGGUGGUUGGCUAUGGUGGACGGGUGUGGGUGAUGGAGGAAGAAGAAGGGUUGGAGGUGGUCGGCUAUGGUCGACGGGUGUGGGUGAUGGAGGAAGAAGAAGGGUUGGAGGUGGUCGGCUAUGGUCAACGGGUGUGGGUGAUGGAGGAAGAAGAAGGGUUGGAGGUGGUCGGCUAUGGUGGACGGGUGUGGGUGAAGGAGGAGGAAGGAGAGUUGGAGGUGGUCGGCUAUGGUGGACGGGUGUGGGUGAUGGAGGAGAAAGAAGGGUUGGAGGUGGUCGGCUAUGGUGGACGGGUGUGGGUGAUGGAGGAAGAAGAAGGGUUGGAGGUGGUCGGCUAUGGUGGACGGGUGUGGGUGAAGGAAGAGGAAGGAGAGUUGAAGGUGGUCGGCUAUGGUGGACGGGUGUGGGUGAUGGAGGAGGAAGAGGGGUUGGAGGUGUUCGAGCUUGGAGGAGCAGUGGCGGCAGUGAAAGUUUAUCGGACACACCCUAACUCUUAACCCCAUGCCCCCUUUUCUACCCUGGUGCCCGGCCACCUCAUACUAUUCUCGGAAGGCA
Messenger RNA from Chara braunii, 857 nucleotides. Lineage: Eukaryota; Viridiplantae; Streptophyta; Charophyceae; Charales; Characeae. The record is from the annotation of a GenBank genome assembly.